UUAAGCACGCUAAGGGGAAGGAAAUUGUUUGGGGAGAGUGAUUGUGAUUUUAAAUAAGGUGGUCAGAGAGGAAGGUGAAGGUGCUGGAGCCAGCCUUGCAGAUACCUGGGAGAAGAGUGUUCCAAGCUGCAGCCCAAUGUAUCCUCUUGUAAGUCUGGGACUUUGGCUGUAACUUCCCGUCUGGGAUGGAGUGGAGAAGAAACAACUCAAAUCCUGCCCUGCAUGGCUUCCUGGGGAGGGGAACCUGCCCCAAAGGAUUCAAAUGCUGCGGUGAGGGCUGCUGCCAGGAAAAUGAGUUCUUCUCCGGCCCCUUGAGGGUCUUCGUCGUCAUCUUCCUGGUCAUCCUGCCCCUCUUGUGCAUCUGUGGCCUGGCUAAGCGUUUCUGUCGCAACUGCAGAGAGCCGGAGCAGGGCCCCCCAGUGGAUCACCAGGGGCCCCCGGAACUGCCCUCCGUAGCCCCCCCAGAGAGGGUCAUGGCAUCCAUUGCUGAGCCACCACCCCCCUACAGUGAGGUCGUUAUGAAGCCCACCCUGGCCCUCAGGCCCACAGAACCGCCCCCUCCCUACAACUUUAGGCCCGAAGAAUAUGGGGGUCAGAGGGGCAUUGACAACCCAGCCUUCUGAGCUGCCUCCUGCCUGGAAUCCUGCUGGCAGCAACCUCCCUGCAGCAUCUCCUGGAGCAAUCCAGAGACUUCUGGAACCCUGGCAUGCACCCCUCAUCCUGCCAUGGCACUGGUCCUUCUUGGAUUUAACUUAUUAUUUUUCCUGCCCCUGUUCCACCCAGCUGCCUCUCUUGUCCCGAGGGCUGAGCUGGAGCGACAGUACCUGCUACCACCCAACCCGUGUUAGAGGCUGCCAGGAGGAAAAUGCCAGCCGUUGGAGGUGCCCAGCAGUGGAAUGGGCUACUCUGAGGGGUAGUAAGAGCCCCAUUUCUAGAGGUAUGCAAAUCUCCAGUGGACAGCCAACUCUGAGAUAUUUUGAGGGCACCUCUGUGCCCACAGGAGAUUGGACUAGAUGAGCUCUGAGCCACCUUCCAAUGCUACUUGAGCAGAGAAGACCUCAUUGUACCCCCCAACACAUGCACAAAGUACUUGUACUCACUAAAUUUUAGCAGAUUGUG
Messenger RNA from Lemur catta (Ring-tailed lemur), 1119 nucleotides. It is a transcript of the gene TMEM92, whose product is annotated as transmembrane protein 92. Bases 186 to 623 code for a protein of 145 amino acids. Gene Ontology annotation, cellular component: nucleoplasm. The record is from RefSeq and is a predicted model, not a curated record. NCBI's taxonomy places the organism in Eukaryota, Metazoa, Chordata, Mammalia, Primates, Lemuridae. The transcript has 5 exons.